GCCGCUGCCUCUUCAGUUUUCUAAUCUACUUUUUUGCAACGAGUAAAGCAAGUCCAAGUGCAGCGCUUGUGUAACACUUUCACUGAUUUUGGGAAUAGGAUUAGCUCGACAUAAAUGAGAGGAAACAUCUUUUCAAAUUGCUUGACUUGAAUUUGGAUUUGCAUGCCCACGAUCGGAUCUCCUUCUCCUUUUUCCGGUUUUGGUCGCAGAUAUCGCUAUUUCUGUCAGCAACGAAGAACUUCACCGAGCUCCUUCUUGUUUCCGAAAAUUUCUGCUACACCUUUACCGGCGUACAGGACUAGCGUGCCAUCCUGUGGGGAACUUCCUUUAAACCGCUUAUCGUUUUCCACCAGAACAACACCACAGGAGGAAAGAAUUACAGCUAAUCUACUUCCCACCACACUACUUCCUGCGCCGCAACCAGGAGACAACAUGCUGGAGGCCGGAGCAGUAGCUUCGUCUGCAGACUACAUAGGUGGAGAUGAAACUGGUCCGGAUAUACUUCAAGACAACCCCCUCGGAGUAGAGGAUGGUGAAGGGCAUUCCGAAGAUAAACUGAGGGGUUACACGUUUUUCAAGCAAAAUUGUCUCUACAAAGAGAUGGACAGCUACUUUUCUCGAAAAAAGCCGGGCGCUGCCACACGUACUAGUUGUACAGGCGCAGAGCCAAACGAGAAACCCGACUUGGCCGUGCCAACUUAUGAAUACAUAGCCGUGGUCGAUUUCGAGUGCAACUGCAUCCCGAACGGCAACCGAGACCCGGCCUGGGCAGAUCCGAAGUGGCAGAUUCCGGGCUUCGUAAACGAGGUGAUUGAGUUUCCAACGGUGGUACUGCGAAGGAAGCAGGUCGCUGCGACGAAAGCGCAGCAUGAGAACGAAGAUUGCGAGGAUGAUUAUAUCGUGUUUGAGCGCACAUCAACGACAUCGGAAUGUGGAGCAGAUUCAGCUGAAGUUUUAUCUCCGGAGGGAAAAACGCGAGACAUUUUGGAGCCCGUCGCGGAGUUUCACGAAUACGUCAGGCCCACCCGGUUUCCGGUGAUAACCCCCUUUUGCACGCAUCUGACCGGAAUCUCGCAAACGCAGGUCGACGCCGCGGACCCCUUUUUGCGAGUGGCCAACCGCUGGCUCGCGGAAUUCAUGCCCCGGUUUCCGAACUGCUUGCUCCUCACCUGCGGCGACUGGGAUUUCCGAUCCUGCCUCCCGUCACAGUUGGCCCUCGCGGCGGCAGGCCAGUUUCCGUCGAAAAACAGAGCGCGGAAGGUGAUCACACACUGGUGCAACGUGAAAGAAGCCUAUCGUACGGCCCUGCAGAAAAGUAGUGCACUGGCUCUGAUACCAGAAGACAAGUUCAUAUAAAUUUGUGUGGCUCUACUAUUUGCGUCAUUAGACAAGAGACAGCCUGCUGUCUUGCAGAAUGCAGUUUUUGAAUCUGAUGCGUCCAAAGUGCUAGCCUUCGGUUCGAGACUCGCAACAAAAAAGCCUGUCAUACUGAACGGCCGCAAUGACAAUGAGCUUAGCUUUUGAAAUUGCAAACCGCAGCACAUUUUUUCUUGUACGACUGCGGUGAGUGACUUUUCUGCAGCAUAUACCAGCUCGCGUCGGGGCGCAAGGCCAAGGGCAUGACAGAGCUGCUAGACCAACUGAAAUUGCCGCUCGUGGGGAAGUAUGCAUUGCAAAAGCAUCGCACUUGCUUGGUCUAAAUCGCAUGAUUGACAAGUUUUCCGAAGAAGAUGGAAAAAAAGACUUGUGUCGCGCUGCAGUUUAAAAGGAGGAUCUGUCAUGCCAGACACUAAGUGCGAGUGCGACAUUUUUGCAGACGACAGGGAGCACCACUCGGGGAUCGACGAUUGCCGCAAUUUGGCAAAAUGCUGCCAAAAAAUGAUUGAACUAUGCAAGAAAAAAACCGUGUUUGUGUAACUUUGCGUUGCGGGCAAUGUACCACAGCUGAACUUGUCAUGCUGGAUGUGCAUCUUCACAGGCUAGAUUUCACGUGCUUCUUGCGCGCAAUUUUUCUCUGCCAUUCGAAAGAACUGUGUGAUGUUGCUCAUCCAAAAAAGUUACACUGAUACACUUUUUCAUGGGAUAGAAACAAUUUGGCAAGGACUGUUUCUUCUGCACAUCCACGACAGACGACCGGGAAAAAUGAAACGACGACACUGGGGGCGCGGGCGCCACCAUGUUCAUCUUUCCUUUGAUGCGCAGCAUGCCGAUUCCGUUGCUGUUCAUCCCGUUUCAUGAGCCUGUUGUCGAAUCAAUUUGUAGAUGUGCCGCAAGUUUCAGUUUUGUUGAAUUUGAAGUCCGACUCAUGUUGAACCUUUCGAAAAUAAAACAAGUUGCCGAGCACGCACUGGCUUUACCGUGCUGCGCAAUUGGUGUUGCGGCGAAAGUGCCCGAAACGCUUACGUAAAUAAAC
This is a messenger RNA of Amoebophrya sp. A120, 2413 nucleotides long. NCBI's taxonomy places the organism in Eukaryota, Dinophyceae, Syndiniales, Amoebophryaceae. The record is from the annotation of a GenBank genome assembly.